AUGGAUAAACCACUACCGUCUCUUCCAUUGGAUGGGCAGGCGGAGGCCCAGGCACGGGCGUCUGGCAGUGGGAUCCAUGGACAACAUGGCGACAAGGCCAUGCAACCAUGCGACGCUAUCCCAUCUCAAGAUGUCUUGAACCAGUCAUUCAGGAUACCCAUCCUAGAUUCUGAUGGUAAAGAGCGACUGUUUGGAGAUCUAUUCGAUAAUUCAGAUUCUCCGGAGCAGAAACAGGUUAUGGUUGUGUUUGUUCGGCAUUUCUUCUGUGGUAGUUGUCAGGACUAUGUUCAAACCCUUUCUUCCUCUAUCCCGUCACCCGCAUCUCUUCCAACGGGCACGAGCCUCGUCGUGAUCGGCUGCGGGGCCACUAGCCUUAUCCCCAUGUACGCGAAGACAACAUCAUGCUCCUUUCCUAUAUACACCGACCCAACGAGCCGGCUAUACACUAUCUUUGGGAUGACGCGAACUUGGUCUUUAGGGCCGGUUCCCCAAUACCUCCAGCACUCAACACUUGCUUUAGUGAUAAAAGGCAUUACGCAAGGUCUACGGCGGACGUUGAGUGGUGACGCAUUGAAGUCAGGAGAUAUGGCACAGGUUGGCGGAGAGUUCCUCUUCAAGAUCGGCCCGGAAAAGAAGGACAGCAAGCAAAGCGUUACUGUCGCUUGGUGCCAUCGAAUGAAGACAACACGAGAUCAUACCGAGGUCCCGAUACUGAAACAAAUCAUGGGCGCGGAAUAA
Messenger RNA from Uncinocarpus reesii 1704, 738 nucleotides. RefSeq lists its product as uncharacterized. Bases 1 to 738 code for a protein of 245 amino acids. The transcript has 2 exons. The record is from RefSeq and is a predicted model, not a curated record. NCBI's taxonomy places the organism in Eukaryota, Fungi, Ascomycota, Eurotiomycetes, Onygenales, Onygenaceae.